CUGACUCCGGACCGCGGCACGGCGCGGCGGCUUGCGCUCGUCUGGGGCGUCCACUGCGUCCACACCGACGAUGCCACCGGAUUCACCGACAUGGUGGAGAGGGCGUGCGCCCAGGCGCUCGAUGCCGGCCACGCUGCGCCGGGCGAGCGCAUCGUCAUCACCGCCGGCGUCCCCUUCGGCACGCCGGGCACGACCAACGUGCUCAGAAUCGCUCGGGUCCAGCGUUCGGAAGAGAAAUCGGGGACGCGCGCUUGA
Geodia barretti is the source of this 255-nucleotide messenger RNA. Lineage: Eukaryota; Metazoa; Porifera; Demospongiae; Tetractinellida; Geodiidae. The record is from the annotation of a GenBank genome assembly.